AUGUUCAGCAGCAGAGGAUUUGGUGUUGAAGGUCGUGAGUCUACUGAAGCAACUGCCAAACCAAAAAGAAGUUUUUAUGCGGCGAGAGACUUGUACAAAUACCGGCACCAGUACCCACAGAACUUCAAAGAUAUCCGAUAUCAAAAUGACUUGAGCAAUCUUCGUUUUUAUAAGAAUAAAAUUCCAUUUAAGCCAGAUGGUGUUUACAUCGAAGAAGUUCUAAAUAAGUGGAAAGGAGAUUAUGAAAAAUUGGAGCACAACCACACUUACAUUCAAUGGCUUUUCCCCCUGAGAGAACAAGGCUUGAAUUUUUAUGCAAAAGAACUAACUACAUAUGAAAUUGAGGAAUUCAAGAAGACAAAAGAAGCAAUUAGAAGAUUUCUCCUGGCUUAUAAAAUGAUGUUAGAAUUUUUUGGAAUAAAACUGGUGGAUAAGACUGGAAAUGUGGCCCGGGCUGCUAACUGGCAGGAGAGGUUUCAGCAUCUGAAUGAGUCCCAGCACAACUAUUUAAGAAUCACCCGUAUUCUUAAAAGCCUUGGCGAGCUUGGAUACGAAAGUUUCAAACCUCCUCUUGUCAAAUUGAUCCUUUACGAGGCACUGGUGGCGAACACGCUCCCCAAUAUUAGGCAGAGCGCGCUCGAGUACUUCGUGUAUACGGUCAGAGACCGCGCCGAGAGGAGGAAGCUCCUGCGCUUCGCCCAGAAGCAUUACACGCCCCCCGAGCAUUUCAUCUGGGGCCCCCCCAGGAAAGAGCUCUCCGAGGGGAGCAAAGGCCCCCCCACGCCCAGCCCUCCCGUGUCAGCUCCUAACAACCAAGGGUCUGUGCACAGAAAGCCCAAGGAGUCCAAAAAUGCCCCCGCAGCUGCUCACAUAAACAGCAAGGCCGAGGAAGACAAGAAAGGGACCCCGAAGGACGCUGGCGCGGAGCCCGGGAGGCUGGGGCCAGAGCCAGGCGAGGAGGCCGCCAGGCCGCGAAGCAGCAGCGAGAAGGACUGUCCGGGGGACCACCCCGAUUCCCCACCCGAACAAACUGCGAGCAGUUCCACUGAGAGUGCACCCCCUUCUGAAAAAGCAGAAGGUGGUGAGGCUCCUAACCCAAACUCUGAAAAUCCUGGAAACGCGAGUUCCCACGAUGAUGUACCACCGCAGUGAACUGUCCAGAAACCACAGACUCCUGUGGGUACGGGAGCAGGGGAAAGGCUGUCGGAUUUUUUUCUAAAAAAAAAAAAGCGAGGUCGUAUACCACAGUUUAGCCAUUUUGUGAUUUAUGUUUUGUGAUUUAUAUCGUAAGCAUUUUGUUGUUGUCGUUGUCAUGUCAGAUGACCACGGAUUUAAAGUUUGAUAUGAAGUUGGACGACACUAUCCAAUCAAGGAUGCGUUCUGCAGGGACCAGAGGAUGGGCGUUGUCCAAUGUGACACUGGACGAUUACUUUGAAGUUAUUGUCAAGGGCUCUGAAAACAAUCCUUUACACCAAGCAACUUCUCCUGGGAAGUUGCGCUCUAACUGGGGAAACGCAAAGAAUGGUUUCAUUUGUUGGCACAAAUUUUAUUCCUGAUUUCCGAAUUUCUAGUUUUGAAGUCAGAUAAUUCAUUAGAGUCAUUUGGAUACUUUGAUUCCCACACCACCAUGUAUUUGUUUUCAAGUCUACUAAAGUAAAAUGGAUGUUGGUGGGGAGCUCAGCCCACCCCUCAUCCCACUGACUCGAUCACUUUCCUCCCUGUGCAAGCUCGCGGGCUGCAUUGUGUGAUGGAGCACUUGCCUUUCUGACACGCUAGGAUGCUACCCUCAUGUCUAGUGUGCUAGUGGGCACCCGCACCCUCACAACUGACGUUUAAAUGCAACUGUGGUGGACUUUCAGCGUCUGAUGUCAAGAUUUCGUUUAAAAUGAUAAAAAUGCUUUUCUGUGUUAUGUACUUAAACCAAUUUUGAAUCAAAAGUCCUUGAAAAGAAUUACGUUUCCUAUGGCUCUCUGUGCCACACACCUUGGGCUGCUUGACUCUGGAUGCACAUGGCUGGAGAAUUAAAUAACAAAGGAAUCCUUCAUUUUUCAAACCCAUGCCCCUUGUAUUGGCAACUGGGUAGUGGUCACUCAGAUCAUUAGUAUCUCAGUAUUAUGUGGAUUAUGAGAUUAGUAAUAAGUUUAAUGUACAGUUAAUCCUUUUAAAAUGCCAUUUGA
Messenger RNA from Echinops telfairi (small Madagascar hedgehog), 2177 nucleotides. It is a transcript of the gene OGFRL1, whose product is annotated as opioid growth factor receptor like 1. Gene Ontology annotation, molecular function: opioid growth factor receptor activity. Gene Ontology annotation, cellular component: membrane. The transcript has 7 exons. The record is from RefSeq and is a predicted model, not a curated record. NCBI's taxonomy places the organism in Eukaryota, Metazoa, Chordata, Mammalia, Afrosoricida, Tenrecidae. Bases 1 to 1152 code for a protein of 383 amino acids.